This is a messenger RNA of Uranotaenia lowii, 721 nucleotides long. RefSeq names its product glutathione S-transferase 1-like. Gene Ontology annotation, molecular function: glutathione transferase activity. Gene Ontology annotation, biological process: glutathione metabolic process. The transcript has 3 exons. Lineage: Eukaryota; Metazoa; Arthropoda; Insecta; Diptera; Culicidae. Bases 53 to 721 code for a protein of 222 amino acids. The record is from RefSeq and is a predicted model, not a curated record.
GAGAAAAACAAUGUGACCGCCCCAGCGGGUGUAGAAAAGCUAUUAGUUGAAAAUGGCUCCCAUUGUGAUGUACACCACCAAACGGACACCGGCUGGUCGAGCCGUCGAGAUCACCGCCAGAAUGAUCGGUCUAGAGCUGGAUUUAAAAAUAGUGGAUCUUGUGAAGAAGGAGCAACUGACACCAGAAUUCCUUAAGCUCAAUCCACAACACACCGUCCCCACGAUUGUCGACAAUGGAGUGGCGCUGUUCGAUAGUCAUGCCAUAAUCAUUUAUCUGGUGGAGAAAUACGCAAAAGAUGAUAGCCUGUACCCGAAAGAUUUGGUGACACGAGCACGGAUCAAUGCUAUGCUGCAUUUCGAUUCCGGAAUUCUUUUCGCUCGUCUUCUGGCAAUGGUCCAGCCCAUCUUCUACGAAGGAUCACCAGACGUGCCCCAGGACAAGCUGAACGCAAUCCAUGGAGCUUACGAUCUGAUGGAAGCGACACUUCAAUCAGAUUUUUUGAUUGGUAACUCGCUCACCCUGGCCGAUAUUAGCUGCUGUACGACACUGUCGACGCUGGACAUGCUGUUUCCGAUUGAUGCUGGAAAAUGUCCCAAGUUGGUUGCUUAUAUGAAAAGGCUGGAGGGUGUAAUUCCCGAUUAUCACGAGUACAACACUGUGCGUUCUGAAGAAGCUCUGGCUUAUCACAAAUUGAAGCUGGAAGAGAACAAAAAGAAAUAA